Ruditapes philippinarum (Manila clam) is the source of this 1949-nucleotide messenger RNA. RefSeq lists its product as uncharacterized. The record is from RefSeq and is a predicted model, not a curated record. NCBI's taxonomy places the organism in Eukaryota, Metazoa, Mollusca, Bivalvia, Venerida, Veneridae. The transcript has 2 exons. Bases 794 to 1666 code for a protein of 290 amino acids.
GGGCGAAAUUUUCUUAAACUAAAUUAUACUAAACCAAUUUUUAUUAUGCUAAAUUUGUUAUGAUUCUGUUUAAGUGAGUGCUUAAACGGAGAUCUUUUUAUAAUAAAUUAUUCUGAUAAGAUAAUAAUCUAAUUGGUAAAUUUGUUAAACAUUAAUGAGAUGCAGGAGGCAAAGGUAAACAAUUCAUAAAAUGCACAAAGUAAAUAAUUUAUAACAUUUUUUUAAAAGAUCAAUUUAAUCAUUUGAAUCAGCACCAGGAAACAGUGUAACCGAUAUAGUAAUGGGAGAUGAGGAUUAUAGCAUGAAUAUAGCGGAUACUUGGACCACUUAACGCUGACAGACUGUGUUUAGUAUAUGUAAUUUGAAACGUUGAAUUUUCAAUGAUUUAGCAAAGACUGUAUCGUGAUCUAUAUUUGUACACCUUUGUCUCAGAUUUGAUAGGCCAGAACGGAUCAUAACAUAGCAUUAAGCUAUCAAUAACUUUAUGAAUAGUAUUUGUUCACAGGACAUCAUUUGUUACAAAAUAUAAAGUUUACAGACAAUGGAAUGGGCACGCAUGAAUUUGACACAGUAUGAAGAUUUUGAACGGAAACCCGUGGGAUGAUUGUUCAGAUAAUUAGAUAUCUAAAACAUGCGCCCUUUAACUAUUCAGCAAAAUAACAGCAUUUGGCAUUAAUUGAUACAAUGUCAAUAGAAUUACAAUGGUUUCUUACUCAGGAUUUCCACAAUCAAAUUCAUAAAAUAGAGGAUUAUUUUAGUCAGAAACGUUGAGUAAAACAGGCACAUUAUUACAAUGCACCCUCCAAGAAUAAAAAGUGCACCAGCAGGACGAUUGAAGUCAAAGAAAACAUCAGUUUUACAUGACAUUGAGGAAUGGGUUUUAAGUGGUAAAGAGCAUGAGCCCGAAACAUCUCGCAUUCACUCUGGACAACUUGCAGAAAAUAUCACAGAGGAAAGACUUCUUCGAGCAAGAAUGAUGGAAUUAGGGAAAGAACGGUUCAAAAUAUUAUCAAAAUACGAUCAUGAAAUACAGACAUUUAAAGAUAAACAAAAACGCAAAGGUUUUAGGAUAAAAUUUAAUAGACCACAAAGUGCAUCAUUUCCAGCCGCUGCUGAAAGGAGACUCAUGGCGGAUGGACCAAAAAGUGACACACAUUCAGCCUCAUCUCUUAUGUUCAUAGCACCAAUGAUUCGACCAAAAACUGUUCAAUUUGAGGCUGGUUCCCCACGUAGAGAAAACUUUGCAACAGGGAAUGUAAACAACCGUCCUCGUACAGUUCCCGCUCAAACAAAGUUACUCAACCAAACUGGCGAGGUACAAGUAGAAGACUGGACCCCCUUAGCCAUGACUACUGACUGGUCACGGCCAUCAACUGCAGGGAAUGAAAAAGUCAUUCGUUCUGUUUCUUCUCAUAGCUUCCCAUCUUUUAUUUCUGCUAGAAAUCAAAAGACAAAUGAAAUGAGUAUAUCCAAAGAACCAAGGUUUUUUGCACUUGAAAAUUCACUGUCAAAAAAUUAUAAAACGGACUGCAAAACGGAUGUACAAACGAUUAUAAGGAAUAUAGAAGCUUUACGAAAACCAAUUAAGAUUGGAGGAAAAGAGGCACGGAAGGAAUUAGAACUAAAAGUGAAAAUUUUUAUGGAAGAAAACAAUAUAGUGUUUUAAAUCAAUGUUGAAUCAGUAUUGGGAAAAUAAAUACAUAUGGUAACAUCUUUUUUUAUUAAAUACACUAUACACGUAUAUCCUUUGCCAUGUUAUGAACUGCUUAAAACAUACCGUUGAUGCUGCUGUUAAUAAAAGAGGUGCAUUUAGCCAAGGAGCUUUCAAGUUCUUGUAUUGUUUAAAGUCGGCUACUUAAAGUUAUAUAGCUUAUUUGUCAUUUGACUAACGGGAAUUUUAUGAAUAAUUAUUUGUAAUUUCGCAUAUUAUUAAUAAAGAGUUACAGGUU